This is a messenger RNA of Asparagus officinalis (garden asparagus), 393 nucleotides long. RefSeq names its product dynein light chain, cytoplasmic-like. The record is from RefSeq and is a predicted model, not a curated record. Bases 26 to 295 code for a protein of 89 amino acids. Gene Ontology annotation, molecular function: dynein light intermediate chain binding; dynein intermediate chain binding. Gene Ontology annotation, cellular component: dynein complex. Gene Ontology annotation, biological process: microtubule-based process. The transcript has 2 exons. NCBI's taxonomy places the organism in Eukaryota, Viridiplantae, Streptophyta, Magnoliopsida, Asparagales, Asparagaceae.
GCGGCGUCUCCGGCGUGCGCGUCCGAUGGCCGCAGAAAUGCCGCAGUUUAUGCAGGCGCAUGCGUUCCGGUGCGCGAGGAAAGCCUACGACGGGCUCGACAAGUUCAGCUCGAGGAAAAUCGCCCAUGACGUUAAAAAGGAAUUUGAUAAGGUUUAUGGGCCGGCGUGGCAUUGCAUCGUGGGGAUGAGCUUCGGGUCAUUUGUGACGCACUCGAGAGGGUGUUUUGUUUAUUUUUCAAUGGAGAAGGUGAUUGUCAUGUUGUUUAAAACAGGGGUCAGAACGAAAAAUUCUUGAUCAAAUAAAGUUUUACUUUGGAGCAAUAUAUUAAAGCUAAAUACGCUGCGCACCUUCUUUAAAUUCUUUGCGAGUUUCGCUUAAAGUUAAAACACACU